CUACCCUCGGAUGACACCCAUCUGUGGUCAAGAAGCAGGGUGUGAAAGUUGACAUAGCCUGUAACUGUUUCACUGUUUCCUGGACAGCUUGCCAGGAAGCAGGAGGACAUGUGCCGGUGCUGUGCUGGAGGAGAGGAGCUGGACAUGUGACCAGGGCAAGGAUGUGACCCCGUGCGGUAGAGAGAGACUUCAGAGUGCUGUGUAGACAGUGGCUAUUAUCACUGAGCAUACGGCCCUCAUACUCCAGAAUUCAUCCGGCUACUUGAAUUAUUUCGUGUUUGUGUUUGGAAAGAACAUUUUAACCACUUAACUCAAAGCUGGAAACAAAUGCAAUUAAUGACUGCAAGAGGAGAACUCUGCAAAAAGGCAGAGGAGAGGACUCAAGCCUUCCCUUGUUUUUGAUAGCUUUGCGGUGGCCAGCCUUUGUCAUUAAGUGGAUUAGCAUACAGGACUGGCACACAGUAAAUUCUCCAUAGGUGAUGCAUGCUAUUUUAAGCCACCAUGGGAAGUCACGGCUGGCAAACCCGGAAGGCACUCAGGUCUGUGGAUGGAGCCAAUGGAAAUCUGUGUCCUUGUCCCUGGAAGAGGCCGCAUUCCUUCCUUAGCAUGCAAACGGGCAAAUGUCACCAGUGGUUCGGAGAAGCUGCGCGGCGGCCGACAUCCUAAUUCUCUGGCCGGGUCUCCUGCGGCUCAGCCGAGCACCCUGUCCCGGUGGGCUGUUCUCGUAUUUCCUUCCCGAUCUUGGGCACAGACCCCCUUUGCUGACCUUCCUCCCAGAGAGUCUGCGACGUCACCAUCUCUGUGCAGAGAGUCACGCCCGGCUCCGGGGGUCACCGCCGCGCCGCCCGUGCGCCUGUCUCCCGGAGCUCCGGCAGGCUCGGAAAAAUCAAUUCCUCCCCGAACUGGGCCCAUGUGGUUACGGAUUUAAUUAUCAUCUGUGUUCCGUAAUUAUUGGCUUGCAAGGUAGCGAAGAGAAACAAACGUCUCGUUUCCAGCAUCCCCCCCAACCCCCUGAAAUAAAACUGGCAAAAAUAAAAAGAGCAUUCUGGGAGGCGCUUAAUAAUUCAAACAUCCCCGAUCCGCAAACACAAACAAAGGGCUCGGCGCGCGGGCGGGCGGGGCGCGGGGCGCGGGCUGCAGGUGAGCGCAGGUGCGCGCGGCCCGGCUCGGCCCCGCUCGGCCCGGCCCGGCCCGGCCUGGCGCGGAGGCGGCGCGGGGCGCGGGGCCGGCGGGCCGGCGGGCGGGCGGGCGGCCGCGUCUUUCUUCUCCUGGCGGUGAUGUCAUUGGGCGAAGGCGGCCGAGGCCGGGGGGCGGCGGCGGGGGCGGCGCCGGCGCCCGCAGGUUGCUGAGGCUCUAAUGAAAAGGCGCUUGACAGCGGGCCAGGACGCACGCGAGGCCGCGCGAGCCGGGCCGGACCUGCUGGGCCGCGCCGAGCCAAUCGCCGGCGCGGCCCCCCCAUGGGCGCAGGGGCGGCGGGGGCGGCGGGGGCGGCGCGGGCCGGCGCUCCGAGGUGAACGGCGCGGCGCCCGCCCGGCCGCCCGGCCGCCGCGAUGAAUUCCGCCGAGCAGACCGUUACGUGGCUCAUCGCCCUGGGGGUGCUCGAGUCGCCCAAGAAAAGCGUCGCGGACCCGGAGGGCUUUCUGCAGGCGUCGCUGAAGGACGGGGUGGUGCUGUGCCGGCUGCUGGAGCGCCUGCUGCCCGGGACCAUCGAGAAAGUCUACCCGGAGCCGCGGAGCGAGAGCGAGUGCCUGAGCAACAUCCGCGAGUUUCUGCGCGGCUGCGAGGCGUCUCUGCGGCUGGAGACGUUUGAUGCAAAUGAUUUGUACCAGGGGCAGAAUUUUAACAAGGUCCUCAGUUCCUUAGUGACUCUAAAUAAAGUAACAGCAGACAUCGGGCUAGGAAGCGAUUCUGUGUGUGCUCGGCCCCCAUCUCAUCGAAUAAAGUCUUUUGAUUCUCUGGGAUCACAGUCUCUACACAGCCGGACUUCAAAAUUGCUCCAGGGCCAGUUUCGAAGUUUGGACAUGACCGAUCCUACCAACAGUCAGCUGGUAGUGAGAGCGAAGUUUAACUUCCAGCAGACCAAUGAGGAUGAGCUCUCCUUCUCGAAGGGGGACGUCAUCCAUGUCACCCGUGUGGAGGAGGGAGGCUGGUGGGAGGGCACACACAGCGGCCGGACGGGCUGGUUCCCCAGCAACUAUGUGCGCGAGAUCAAGGCUAGCGAAAAGCCUGUGUCUCCCAAGUCCGGGGCGCUGAAGAGUCCUCCCAAAGGAUUUGAUACAACUGCCAUUAACAAAAGUUAUUACAAUGUGGUGCUACAGAAUAUUUUAGAAACAGAAAAUGAAUAUUCUAAAGAACUUCAGACUGUGCUUUCAACCUAUCUGCGGCCAUUACAGACCAGUGAGAAGUUAAGUUCAGCAAACACUUCAUAUUUAAUGGGAAAUCUAGAAGAAAUAUGUUCUUUCCAGCAAAUGCUCGUACAGUCCUUAGAAGAAUGCACCAGGUUGCCUGAAGCUCAGCAGCGGGUUGGAGGCUGCUUUUUAAACCUGAUGCCACAGAUGAAGACCCUGUACCUCGCAUAUUGUGCCAAUCACCCGUCUGCAGUGAACGUCCUCACGGAGCACAGUGAGGAGCUGGGGGAGUUCAUGGAGGCGAGAGGUGCCAGCAGCCCUGGGAUCCUUGUGCUGACCACAGGCCUCAGCAAGCCUUUCCUGCGCCUGGACAAGUACCCCACCCUGCUCAAGGAGCUCGAGAGGCACAUGGAGGAUUAUCACACCGACAGACAAGACAUCCAGAAGUCCAUGACUGCCUUCAAAAACCUUUCAGCCCAGUGUCAAGAAGUCCGGAAGAGGAAAGAGCUUGAGCUGCAGAUCCUGACAGAAGCCAUCCGGAACUGGGAGGGGGAUGACAUUAAAACCUUGGGCAACGUCAUCUACAUGUCCCAGGUCCUGAUCCAGUGUGCGGGGAGUGAGGAAAAAAAUGAAAGAUAUCUUCUGCUCUUCCCAAAUAUCCUGCUGAUGCUGUCUGCCAGUCCUAGGAUGAGCGGUUUCAUCUAUCAGGGGAAGCUACCAACCACAGGAAUGACAAUCACGAAGCUCGAGGACAAUGAAAGUCACAGAAAUGCAUUCGAAAUAUCAGGGAGCAUGAUCGAGCGGAUCUUGGUGUCCUGCAGCAACCAGCAAGAUCUGCACGAGUGGGUGGACCACCUGCAGAAGCAGACCAAGGUCACGUCUGCAGGGAACCCCACUGUGAAGCCGCACUCCGUGCCCUCCCACACCCUUCCCUCCCACUCGGUCACUCCGUCCAGCAAGCACGCGGACAGCAAGCCUGCACCACUGACGCCUGCCUACCACACGCUCCCCCACCCCUCCCACCACGGCACCCCGCACACCACCAUCAACUGGGGGCCCCUGGAGCCUCCAAAAACUCCCAAGCCUUGGAGCCUGAGCUGCCUGCGGCCUGCACCUCCACUCCGGCCCUCAGCUGCUCUCUGCUACAAGGAGGACCUUAGUAAGAGUCCUAAGACGAUGAAGAAGCUGCUUCCUAAGCGCAAACCUGAGCGGAAGCCUUCAGACGAGGAGUUUGCGCUGCGGAAGAGCACCGCUGCUUUGGAGGAAGACGCUCAGAUUCUGAAGGUCAUUGAAGCUUACUGCACAAGCGCCAAAACGCGGCAGACGCUCAACUCAACAUGGCAAGGCACUGACCUGAUGCAUAAUCACGUCCUGGCUGACGACGACCAGUCAAGUCUAGACUCCCUGGGUCGUCGCAGUAGCCUUUCUCGUUUGGAGCCUUCAGACCUCUCGGAAGACUCUGACUAUGACAGUAUAUGGACAGCCCAUAGUUACAGAAUGGGUUCUGCCUCUCGUUCACGCAAAGAAUCUGCUCCACAAGUUUUGCUUCCAGAAGAAGAGAAGAUUAUAGUUGAAGAAACUAAAAGUAACGGCCAGACAGUGAUAGAAGAAAAGAGCCUCGUCGACACUGUGUACGCGCUCAAGGAUGAAGUCCAAGAGUUAAGACAGGAUAACAAAAAGAUGAAGAAAUCUCUAGAGGAAGAACAGAGAGCCCGCAAAGACCUAGAAAAGCUGGUGAGGAAAGUUCUGAAGAACAUGAACGAUCCUGCUUGGGAUGAGACUAACCUGUAGGAAUGCCCUUUGUUCUGGUGAAGACCAGCUCCAAGACGGAGCCGGGGCCUCCUGACCCAAGUCAGCCAUGUUCAGGACUGCAGGGCAGGCUGGAUGGACAGUCACCUUGCUCCCCGAGCUAAUCCUGUGAAGAGAACGAUAAAGCCCCCCUGAAGCACCCAGGCGGGAGGAGGCGCUGAGGCCCUGGGCUCCGCCCGUCUCACUUACCUCAUUUUGCAAUAAGUGCAGUGCUGGGCUAAAACUUCUGGUAUCCGGACUUUGAAUUGAAUAGAUAAAUAGUGUUAUAUACACGUGUCUUGUAAAUAUUCCUCGUGGAUGCGUGCCCAGAGUGGCUGUGUCUGGGCUUCUGCCCACGCUGGAAUCUCCUUCCCACCAGCAGCCCUUCCAGCGGGGCGAUGAGAAGCCCUCUUCACACACCCGUCAGAGCCGAGGUGGGGGAGCUCCUGUGGACGCCUGGUUUACUCUGCAUCACAACGCACUCUACUGGGCUAUAAAAGUACUUCCCACCUCAGUGUGUCUAAAUAAUUUAGCCUUAUUUAUGUCUGCAAAGAUGCUUCCAGCCCGUUUGAAAAUCAUGUAGAGCAGUAUUACGUCCCAGACCCAUGGCUCCUGGGGCAGCGCACUGGCUGGCUGAAACCCAGCCUGAACUCAAAGUGUCCCUGACGUGGCCCCUUGUCCACCUGCCGGUGCCUGCCCCCUCUCCCUGUGUCUGAGGACUGGGACCGUCAGGGGGUGUUCACUGCUUCUGGGGAUAUUGCCUAGACUCUUCUAUACAGACCAGUUUUAUAACAUGACAAAAUGCUGUCCUCCCAAAAAGAGAAAUCUUAACCAGAACCUGUAAAUAAAAUGUAUUAUUUAUUAUAUCUCGCUGCAUCUGGUGGCACCAGAUAGGUGAUGCUGUACACUGAUCCUGGAGGUCGGGUUUCACUGUCAGGCCAGUCUGCCUGAGGUCUGCUUUACCUCCGGGCACAGCAGCAGCUGAGCAAGGGUCAAGCAAUACACAUGUUCAGGUCAGCUGAGUUGUGGAAGCUCAGACAUGGGGACGUUUCCCGCUCUGUGUCCAAAUGCAGACGAGUCGGAGGAAGCAAGCCCACUGGGGCCUCAGCUUUGCUCGUCUUUUUGGGCCUAGGCAGGUUCUGCAAGUUCUGAGCAGCCCUGAAUAGGAAGCCUGGCCCAUGGGGCCAAGUUUUCUUUCUUCUGCAAUAAAUAAUGGUGACCACACAACUUGGCUUUGUUUCCCUUCCUCUGAAGAGGAUGAUUUUUAAAGUGAGAUAAACUUUUUCAUAGAAUAAGUGUUGCAUCUUUUAAAACCAAAAUUGCAGCACUGUGCAAUCACAUGAGUCUCAGAACAACUUGUUUGGCAUCAGAUGUGAUUCUGGUUCUCCACCUGUUGGUCAGAUUACCCGUAACUGCACCCAUACCCUUUGUAUUCUGAUGCCUUUGAAUCGCAGCUUUGGAAGUGGUUUGUUGUCUGGCUGUUUAAGGCUCUUCCAUGCCCUUGCUGACCCCAGUCUGUGCCCAAGCACACCCCGCCAGUUUACUGGUGCAGGUGCAGGGUCUGUCUGGGGCUUCAGAACCUGGCCACGGUUUGGACCUUUAAGGAGAAUUGCCAAUUACAUGUGUUUAGUCUUACUUGUUUUUGGUGAGCUCUUUUUUUUUACAAGUCAUUUUUUGGAGAUGCAGAAGACACUACAGAGGAAACAGUGAAGCUCAAGUGCGCUGGAGUUUGCUGUCUUGGCCAGAUCUCAACUCAGGAACUACUCUCCUCGGUCGCUUCACUGCUCAGGAUGGGUCACUACUCUGGCCUGCCAGGAGUUAACUGGAGCCUGUCCUCUUGUAGCCAUCAGCGUCACUGUCUGUGCCCCCCGGACAGAUCUCUUACAGACCUGCCUUAAUGAUCAGCUCGAAGUAUUUCCUAAGAACCUCCGUGUUCUAAUGUCUCUUCCCCAGCACGGGGCAGCCGUCAGGUCUUGGCGUUCAUGCACUCACUGCCUCUUUCUGCUCUGGGUCCGGCAUCUUCCUCGGCGCUUUAGGGAGCAGAGACGCGUCUGAGAGCUGCCCUGUGUGUGUAACUAUCAUUUCACCUGUGACCUCCCCGGGGGAGGGAGUCUGGUUUAGGGGUUCAGGGGCACUGUUUACCCAUGGGCUGCUCUCACCUUUGUGGAUGAGGAGACAAAGCCAUUUUUUCUCCUGCAGACAUGGAGCACUUUUGGUUGUAAGCGCUGUUACGAUGUAGCAUCUGAGGCCGUGUCAUCGUGCCCAGCGACAUCUGUGCUUGUCCACAUGCACUGGGCAUCUGGGACAGCCAGGGUGCCCCUUGACAACCAUGGAGAAACUCCUGGUUUAAACAGCCCAGGCUGUCCUGUGUGGGCGUGCACUGACUGCCACAAUGUUGAUGCUACGUUGUUGUAAUUAUUAAACUGAUUAUUUUUCUUAUGCCACAAAAUGUGUCACUUCACCUUCCUUGAUGUGUUUGCUGGAUGUGUGUUAGUGUUACACUUUGUUUUGGCUUUUUUGUAUUUUCCAAUUCUGGUGUGAAUUUUUGAUACCGCAAAAUACA
This is a messenger RNA of Nycticebus coucang (slow loris), 6699 nucleotides long. RefSeq names its product Rho guanine nucleotide exchange factor 7 (gene ARHGEF7). The record is from RefSeq and is a predicted model, not a curated record. NCBI's taxonomy places the organism in Eukaryota, Metazoa, Chordata, Mammalia, Primates, Lorisidae. Gene Ontology annotation, molecular function: guanyl-nucleotide exchange factor activity; protein binding. The transcript has 22 exons. Bases 1551 to 4139 code for a protein of 862 amino acids. Gene Ontology annotation, biological process: intracellular signal transduction.